AUGAAUGUGCAAUUUUUCACUGUUCAAAUCAAUUCCUUGCCGCAUCUUGCUGCGGCUUAUGUUUACUACCAUCGAAUGAAACGUUCCAUGUUGCUCUACGUACCUUAUUUGAUGCUUUUCACUUUCGGACAACUCAUGUCUUGGUGGUUGCCGUACUUUUUCCGCAUCGGGUUUUGGUAUGCGGAUGGAACCGGUGAAAAACUACGACAAUAUCAACAGUACCAUGCACACUAUCAUCGAAUAUUACCCCGAUUCAAAAAUCAUGAGAUUAUUCCUGAUACAGAACAUACAAUUCUAAUCGUACUGACUUGCAUUACAUUUGUGCUAACGAUUCGAUCCGUGUAUUCAUCGAGACUGAGGUCAAAUUCCAAAACCAAAGCAAAAUAG
Molecule: messenger RNA, 387 nt
Organism: Adineta ricciae
Lineage: Eukaryota; Metazoa; Rotifera; Eurotatoria; Adinetida; Adinetidae
Source: the annotation of a GenBank genome assembly